Molecule: messenger RNA, 2776 nt
Organism: Sinocyclocheilus anshuiensis
Lineage: Eukaryota; Metazoa; Chordata; Actinopteri; Cypriniformes; Cyprinidae
Product: atrial natriuretic peptide receptor 2-like
Exons: 16
Coding region: 20-1771 (583 amino acids)
Biological process (GO): intracellular signal transduction; protein phosphorylation; receptor guanylyl cyclase signaling pathway
Cellular component (GO): plasma membrane
Molecular function (GO): protein kinase activity; ATP binding; peptide receptor activity
Source: RefSeq, a predicted model, not a curated record
GCAAUACCAAAAACAGAAAAUGAUUUGGGAUGAGAGCUGGAUCGUCAACUACAAUAAUAUCAUGUUUGGUAAAGUGUGUUACACAGGUUUUUGUAGCAGCACAAGUCUUCAGACUGUAAAGAGGAACUCCAGUGUGAGUAGAGUCACAGAUGUGACGGUCUGCACUGCAGUCAACACUUUCAACAACUUCAAACCACGCUUCAUUCAGGCUGGCAUCUAUGAUGGAAGGACUGUAGCUGUAAAACACAUACAGAAGAAACACUUUACCCUCACCAAAACAAUCAGAAAAGAGGUCAAAGAGGUCAGGGAGCUUGAUCACCCAAACCUUUCCAAGUUCUUAGGAGGCUGCAUUGAAGUUCCUUUCAUAAGCAUAAUCACUGAAUACUGUCCAAAGGGAAGCCUGGCAGAUGUGCUGUUGAACGAGGAUGUCCCCAUCAAUUGGGGUUUUCGAUUGUCUUUUGCUACUGAUAUUGCUCGAGGAAUGGCUUACCUGCAUCAGCACAAAAUGUUCCAUGGCCGUCUUCAUUCACGCAACUGUGUGAUUGACGACCGGUGGGUCUGCAAAAUAUCAGAUUACGGGCUGAUGGCCUACAGAAAGGAGGACUUUGAGGACAUGAGCACCAAUUUCCAAUGUCAAAACGUCUAUCACAUUUACUGCGCACCUGAAGUUCUGCUGAGAAUCAGCACCAGUUUCACAGCCGCAGCUGAUAUGUACAGCUACUCCAUUAUUUUGGUGGAAAUUGCUACUCGCAGUGACCUCAUUUCACAGGAACAGGCAGAUUCAGUGAAGCUUGAUGUCAUGUGGCGCCCAUCACUUUCCAAACUGAAUGCUGGGAAAUCAGACAAUGAUUGCCCAGAUCCUGAUGAUUACUGUGAGCUGAUAAAGAGAUGCUGGAACCACAAUGUGACCAUGAGGCCGACGUUUGAGCAGGUGAAAAAGAUUCUCGAUAAAAUGAACCCGCACAAGGUCAGCCCUGUGGAUAUGAUGAUGAACCUGAUGGAAAAGUACAGUAAACAUUUGGAAACCAUUGUAGCCGAGAGAACACAGGAUCUUCUUCAGGAGAAGCAGAAGACUGACCGUUUACUCUAUAGCAUGUUACCAAAAGCAGUGGCUGAUGAUCUUCGUCAGGGACGUACAGCAGAAGCCCAAAGUUACUCCAAUGCCACUGUAUAUUUCAGUGACAUAGUGGGCUUCACCCAGCUGUCCGGCUCCAGCACCCCUCACCAGGUUGUGGAUUUCCUCAACAAGCUUUACACCACGUUUGAUGACAUCAUCGACAACUACGAUGUGUACAAAGUGGAAACUAUAGGAGAUGCUUAUAUGGUGGUCUCGGGAGUACCAAAAGAGAACGGGAUCAAUCACGCUGGGGAAAUCGCCAGCAUGGCGCAGGACUUGAUCAGUGUCUGUAACACGUUUAAAAUCCCACACAAACCCACCACACAGCUUAAGAUACGAGCUGGCAUUCAUUCAGGUCCCGUUGUAGCUGGGGUGGUUGGCACCAAAAUGCCACGGUACUGCUUAUUUGGCGACACUGUAAACACAGCAUCCCGUAUGGAGUCCACCAGUGAAGCUUUAAAGAUCCAGUGCAGUGGCUCUACAGCAGAUCUUCUACACACACUUGGUGGAUAUGUGCUGAUGUGUCGUGGGUCUCUCUAUGUGAAGGGGAAAGGCGAAAUGACAACUUGGUGGCUGGAGGCAAAAAGAAGCCCCACAGACCCUUUGUUCAGUGAAGACGAACCUUUGGGGCUUCCUGUUCCUGUUAGCAGUUAACGUAUGUGCUACGGUCAUGAAACGGUCACAGAAACCUUAACAAAUAAAUAGACAUGUUUACCAGAUAUGCUAACUGACUUAAGUGUUUACUUAGUGUUUGUGUAUGCUAUUACAUUUGAUUGCUGCUAUGCUGAAAUAUUGCUGCUGUUAUUGUUUUGUGUAUUAGACAAGAUGUUGUAUAUAUCGUGUUUGGAAGAUUUAAAAUGUCUUUGUCAUAUGAAGGGCAGAUGUGUUCAUAGAGACAACUUUUCAUUCAAUAUUUGUGGUUAUUUUAUCUUCAUCAGUGCAUAGGUUGUAUUUUAAAGUAUAUAUGCUGGAAUAAAAUGUCCAAGCUGAUUUGUCUGAUGUAAAUGUUCUAAUAAAUAUUUAGUUUUGCAGUGAUAAACUAUAUUUUAGCACUACGUUACUAAAACUAUCACUAUAUCACAAUAAACUACAUUACUUCAUUACAGUAACUAACCUAUUUUAGUGUUUAGCCCCUGCAUUGACUGCGACGACGCCUAUUGGUGGAUAUUCUGCGGGGGGUGCACGAGUUAAGCCAAUGACACGCCCUCGUUUUCGUUGCAUGGCAACACAUUCGCUUGUGAGUGUUUUCGUUCAAGGUUGUGCUGCAGAAGGCGCCUGCAUCAAUGUAACGACGUGCCACAGUAAGACACUUUAUUACGCAAAUUAUCUGGAAAAGAUGUAUCAGUCCGUGCCGAAUGUCGGGAAAUGAAGCUGACAAACCUCACGAGUGCUCUUGAAUGCCAAAAGAUACGCAGUAAGUGAACCGCUGAUGGUUUGCAACUUAAAGUCCUCAUUUGUUAACCACGACAUCGGUAUGUUAUUCUGAAACGCUUUUAUGGCGCAUAAGCCAUUGCAAUUUUGUGUAAAGAAAAGCGCAGAAAUCCUUCUAUUCACUUUAACCUACUUUAGAUCUGAUCAUGGUGUGCUCUCUCUAGGUGUGUACUAGCUUUUCAUGGAUUUUUAUAUUAAGUCGUUUAGUGGAAUAAGCAAGUCUCAGUA